Messenger RNA from Trichomonas vaginalis G3, 504 nucleotides. Its product is annotated as ankyrin repeat protein family. The transcript has a single exon. Gene Ontology annotation, molecular function: protein binding. Lineage: Eukaryota; Parabasalia; Trichomonadida; Trichomonadidae. Bases 1 to 504 code for a protein of 167 amino acids. The record is from RefSeq and is a predicted model, not a curated record.
AUGCAAAAAGCAUGUGAAGAAAGACUUUAUGAAAAGAAAGGCUUGCUGAGAACUGUACUUCAUGAAGCAUCAAUAAGAGGAAAUCUGAAACUUCUUAAAUCUCUCAUUGAUUGUGGCUGUGACAAAGAAGUAAGGGAUGAUUCUGGAUAUACUCCACUAAUUUCGGCAUCAGUAUUUGGUAAACUUGAAGUUGUUAAAUAUCUUAUCUCAGUUGGAGCUGAUAAAGAAGCAAAGGAUAAUUAUGGAUCCACUCCACUAAUUUCGGCAUCAGUAUUUGGUAAACUUGCAGUUGUUAAAUAUCUUAUCUCAGUUGGAGCUGAUAAAGAAGCAAAGGAUAAUUAUGGAUCCACUCCACUAAUUUCGGCAUCAGAAAAUGGUAAACUUGAAGUUGUUAAAUAUCUUAUAUCUGUUGGAGCUGAUAAAUAUGUAAAGAAUAAACGUGGAAAAACAGCACUUGAUUGUUCGUAUGGAGCAGUAAGAGAAUAUUUAUUAUCAAUUGCAUGA